This is a messenger RNA of Anopheles bellator, 1258 nucleotides long. Its product is annotated as adenylosuccinate synthetase-like. NCBI's taxonomy places the organism in Eukaryota, Metazoa, Arthropoda, Insecta, Diptera, Culicidae. Gene Ontology annotation, cellular component: cytoplasm. The transcript is spliced from 6 exons. Bases 47 to 1168 code for a protein of 373 amino acids. Gene Ontology annotation, biological process: IMP metabolic process; 'de novo' AMP biosynthetic process. Gene Ontology annotation, molecular function: adenylosuccinate synthase activity; nucleotide binding. The record is from RefSeq and is a predicted model, not a curated record.
UGUGCGUCGUCAAGCAGUGCGUUGAGAAUCGAUCGGCAAAUAUUUAAUGGUAACUUCUCGUUCACAGGGUGGCAAUAAUGCUGGCCACACGGUGGUGGUUGACGGCAAGAAUAUCGACUUCCACCUGCUACCCAGCGGCAUCAUUCACGAGAGAUGUAUAUCUAUUAUUGGAAACGGUGUCGUCAUCCACCUGCCGAGUUUGUUCGAGGAACUGGCCAAGAAUGAAGCGAAAGGGCUAAAAAGCUGGGAGAAACGACUGAUCAUCUCCAACCGUGCUCACCUGGUUCUGGACAUGCACCAGCAGGUGGAUGCUCUGCAGGAAGCGGAAAAGGGUGGAAAGUCACUCGGCACAACGAAAAAGGGCAUCGGGCCGUGCUACUCCAACAAAGCAGAAAGCAACGGGAUCCGUGUGUCAGAUCUGCUCGGNACCUUUGCCCUUUACCACGUUACUAGAUAUCGGGAAUUCGCGGAACGGUUGAGACCGUUAGUGCACGACUCGGUGUCGUAUGUGCACAAGUCACUCAAGGAAGGCAAAACCGUCCUGGUGGAGGGAGCAAAUGCCGCCAUGCUGGACAUUGACUUUGGCACUUAUCCAUAUGUAACGAGCAGCAACUGUAGUGUCGGUGGAGCACUGACCGGUCUCGGUCUGCCACCGCAAUCGAUCGGUGAGGUAGUCGGUGUCGUGAAAGCCUACACAACGCGUGUAGGUGAUGGCCCGUUCCCGACGGAGCUCAAGGAUGAAAUUGGAUCUUUGCUCCAGAAACGCGGAGGCGAAAUCAGCGUCACAACGCAGCGAAUCCGGCGCUGUGGUUGGCUCGAUCUUGCCCUGCUCCGAUACACCUCCAUGGUUAACGGUUAUACUGCGAUAUAUUUGACUAAACUAAAUAUUUUAGAUACACUAGAAGAGAUCAAGGUCGCCGUUAGCUACAAAUUGAAUGGCAAGGAGAUCGACUACUUCCCCGGUUCGAUCACCGAUCUAGAGCAGGUGGAGGUGAACUACAAGACCAUGGACGGUUGGUUGAAGUCGACUGAAAAUGUGCGCGAUUUUGCCGAGCUGCCGGCGCAGGCUCAGGAGUACAUUAAAUUGAUCGAGGACGAGAUGGGCGUGCCAGUGAAGUGGAUUGGUGUCGGCAAGGACCGGGAGUCGGUUAUCUGCGUAAAAGAAUAGAUGAAACAAAAUGAAAAGCCAGUCGCCGUUUGAGCAGCACCCAGUGAUGAUGAGCUUUAGUGGUUUUUCGUUUCGUCGGUCUUGAAAAAA